Mastomys coucha (southern multimammate mouse) is the source of this 5750-nucleotide messenger RNA. It is a transcript of the gene Fsbp, whose product is annotated as fibrinogen silencer binding protein. Bases 1640 to 2539 code for a protein of 299 amino acids. The record is from RefSeq and is a predicted model, not a curated record. NCBI's taxonomy places the organism in Eukaryota, Metazoa, Chordata, Mammalia, Rodentia, Muridae. The transcript has 2 exons.
ACUCAGGAUAAUCAUGAGUUGGAGGCUAGCCUGGGCUACAUUGAGAAUUUGAGCUAUAUAGGGAGACUGUCUCAAAUCAACAGCAAACAGCUCCAACAAAGUGAGAAUUCAGUAAGUUUAGUUUGCUUCUUGGUUAAAGAAAUGAAAACAAAGUAAAUAACUUUAGUGGCUGGGGUCCAGCAUGUGUCCAGCAAUCAUAAAGACCUCGUGCACCCGGAUACAUCUUUGUAGCAUUUCUGUGCACUCCCGAUUUCUACAGAGCAGCUGUAUCUAGAUCUACCUUUAUAUUUUUUGGGUCUUGUGCUGAGCAGGAACAUUGGUAUAGGUUUCGUUAAUUGUUCUAUAGAGUUACUCUUCUUAAGCAUUUAUUUGCUUCCUUACAUGUGGCUGUGUCUUUGGAGAUGAUUUUCUUCUUCCACCCUUUGAGUCCUGGGGUCCGAGUCAGGUCAUCAGUCUCGGCAGCAGGGGCUUUCACCAUAGGAACUAGCUUGCCGGUCUUUGAAUCACAUAUGUUCAAGUUGUGUUUUAUUUACCUAUUUCCUUAGUUCUGAGAAGCUGGAGAUUAAAGCUGGGGCCUUGAACAUGUUAAGCACUUGCUGCACCUCACGUCUUUCACAUAUGUUUCAAGUAAUACCCUAUCUGGACAGACACACCACGAGAAAAUGAGCUUGUUUUGUUUUUGUAAUGAUUAUAUGCUUCAAACUAGCAUUAAACAUGAAAACUCAGAGAUAGAUGAGGUGUUUCUUUUCAUAGUCCAUGUUGUGUGAUUAAGAUAAACAAAAAAUAUUGCUUUAAUAGGAACACGAUUUUGUUUGUACAUUACCAUGCCAUUUCUCACCAUUAAUUUUUACACAUGAUAAAGCAGGCUAGUAGACUUACAAACGAUACAGGUAGAAUAAUGACACAUAUUUUUAUCUGGUUUUAUAUCUAGUAUUCAAUGAUAAUUUGUCCUUGAAUAACAAAAUUAUGCAGAGGAUACUGUAUGCUGGAAAUGAAGAGGAAGCUUAGCUUUACUGCAGUCUGAGCUGGUGUAACCUAACUAGCUAGAGGAUAUGCAAUUCCUGAUUGACAGCGGGACCAGCAGUAUGCAGAUUUUGUAAGAGAGAACACCCAGCUCAGAAACAGUGAUUAGAGCUUUGUCAGGAAUCACUACAUUCACCCCUGGUGUCUUGUAUUUUUCGGUCUACUAGAUUUGUAAACAAAUAACACAGAACAGUUCCUCUUUUGUUUUUAUUAAAGUGAUUCUGCAGUGCUGUUUCAGCCCCUCUGCCAGGCGUACAUGUGUGGAAAUUUGAUAUUCUCACUAAAUUAGCUAAUUUUAAGCUGUGUUUCAUGCUUAUCUCUAGACCUUUGUGCUUUAAAUCCUAUCUUGAGCUGCUCCCUUUAUACACAAGUGUGUUUUGCUUGUGCUUUCCUGUCUUCUGUGAGAAGCUUUAUGUAGGUCAGGCUUGGCUUAAGCAGCUUUCCUGAACCUGCGUCAGCUUAAGCUGGAGGAAUUUUAAUAAGCCCUCCCCUGUAGGCGUGGGCCUAAAUGAGGCUAGCCUAGUUAAGCCUGAUCUUUCUGUUUGUGAAAAGAGCUGAGCAGAGCUGAAGGCUGCAUGGUGGUUUCUGAAACGGCCUACUUAAUUCCAAAAGAACAAUGGUAGGAAAGGCAAGGUCUUCCAAUUUUACCUUAUCUGAAAAGCUUGAUUUGCUAAACCUUGUGAAGCCAUAUGUGAAAAUUCUCGAAGAGCACACUAAUAAAAAUUCAGUAAUAGUGGAAAAGAAUAGAUGUUGGGAUGUCAUAGCAGUUAACUAUAAUGCGAUUGGAGUAGACCGCCCUCCUCGCACAGCUCAGGGCCUACGCAGCCUUUACAAAAGGCUCAAAGAAUAUGCCAAGCAGGAGCUAUUGCAGCAAAAGGACGCUCAGUCAGAGUUUAAAAGCAAUAUCUCCGAGCCAACCAAGAAAGUUAUGGAGAUGAUUCCCCAGAUUUCCAGCUUUUGCCUGAUAAGAGACAGGAACCACAUACAAAGUGCAAACUUGGAUGAGGCUGCCCAAGCUGGUACCAGUUCGCUGCAGGUAAUGGUGGAUCACCAUCCUGUUGCUAUCACUGUAGAGGUGAAGCAAGAAGAGGACAUUAAGCCAUCUCCUCCCCUGGUUUCAAAUCCUCAACUCAGUGAUACUUUAGAGCAAACAGAAGAGCAUGAAUUGAUGCAUGUUGUGGAAGGAUCCGUGUCUCCAUCUCUUUCUUCUGUUGAUGUGAGAAUGACAUCAUCUCCAUCUUCUGUCCCAAGGAGAGAUGAUAUUUUUCAUCAGGAAAGUGGAGAACACUUUAGGUCACUGCUAAGAUGUGACCCUCAGGUCCUGCAAAUGUUAAAAGAGGAACAUCAGAUAAUUUUAGAAAAUCAAAAGAAUUUUGGAUUGUAUGUUCAGGAGAAGAGGGAUGGUUUGAAAAGAAGGCAGCGGCUCGAGGAGGAGCUGCUAAGAGCAAAGAUUGAAGUAGAGAAGCUGAAAGCAACUCGUUUGCGGCACGAUCUGCCAGAAUACAGUAGUUUCUAAGACGCUUCUAGUCUUGGAACUGGAUAAUUUUAAUUUUGUCAGAAUUAUUUUAAUUUUGAAGUAUCAUGAAGCUCAGCACAUAUCCUAUAAAAAUGUUCCUCUCUCAUAUAAAAAAAACUUUUGACAUGAUUAUCUUCUUUUCUUAACCUUCCUUUUUUGUUUUCCUGAGACAGGGUUUCUCUGUGUAGUCCUGGCUGUCUUGGAACUAGCUCUGUAGAACAGGCUGGCCUUGAACCUAUUUUUUUUUAAGCACAAUUUUCUUAGUAUUUAAUUUUCUCUUUAAAUACUAUAAUUUAUUGAUUGGCUGACAUGGUAAUCCAGUUUGUUGUCUUCCCUCGAUUUUUUUCUAAGACAUUUAACUGUUGGCCUCACGUAAGAUAUUUUAUUUUGAUUAUAAAAAACAAUGCAAAUAGAGUUGCAUGUGCUGCAUAAGCCUGUAACCUCAGCACUUGGGAGGUAGAGGCGUAUGAGAAGAUGAGGGCCAGCCUUGACUAGAUUCCAAUUUCAAGGUUAUCCUUUGCGUAUGUGAAAUCCUAUGUUAAAUAACAAAAUUUAUAAAAUUAUAUAAAUGCAUACAUAUUACUUCAAAGAACUGAAUCUUUAACAGUUUUAGUUACUACUUUAAAAGUUAGAAUUAAAAGAGAAAGAGAGAGAGUGUUGGAAGCUACUACCUAAUGAAUGGUAAGCACAUACUUAUUAUUGUUGAUCUACAUCCAUCCCUAUUCCUAGUUUUUCUUUUUUGGAGAUAAGAUCUCACUAUGUAGCCCAGGCUAGCCUGUAAUAGAAGUUCCUUCUACCCCAGCCUUCUGAAUACUGAGAUUAUAAGUUUCUGUUAAAGUAACAGUAACAAAAAACUUGUAUGCAUGAUAUUGGCAUUGUCCUUACCUUUUGAAAGAGUGGUAGUAGAACUUAGAGUUGGAAGAUAUUUGGAAAACUCUUCAGUUUAGAUGUAAUGAAACUGAGGUCCAGGGAGGGCACCAUAAUUUAUUCCAGGUAUCAAAGCUUUUUAUAGCAGAGUAAGUUAUGAGUACUUAGUUUUGGGGGAGGGGUAAAGGAUAGCGGGGGUGGUGGUGGUAAUUUUUAUUCCUUAUUUAUUCUAUAGAAAUAAGAUAUAGGAGAAUUUAUUUAAUUAAAACCACCUUUUGGUUGGAGAUGCAGCUCAAGGGUAGAAUACUUCCUCACCAUCCCCCGGUGACAAAGAAAAGUGACUUUUACGUAUUGGGGUUACGAAGCCCAGGGCAUUGUAUCCACCCCAUGUCCCCCUCUUUUUUGUUCUUCUAAAAGAGAUCAGAUAUUUUUAUUGCAAAUAUUACAUAUUUUGACCUUGUGAGUAAGAUUAUCUUAAUUCAUUUUAAAUGUCUUUCUGGGAAAUACUUCAUAGUAAACUUAGAUUAAAACAAAAUGAAAAUUACUUAGAAUGAAAAUAACAAAGAUCAUGUUCACAUAAAUAUAAUUUGUAGAUUUUUUUUAAGGAUGAUUAUUUUGUAAAUAUUGUAGUAUUCAUGGAAAUAAAAUUUUUAUAAAGCUUAUAUUUUGAAUUUAUGUUAUGUAUUAAUGUAUGUCUUAUAUUUGAUUUCCAUUUUGCUGGGAUUUCGAUGAGGAAGGACUUUAAAAUUCAGGCUUUCUUUUGGAUGGGGCAAAUAGAGUUUCAGAAAUACUGGGGAUAAAGUGAACUUGGAGUCCGAGUAAACUUAUGAACUGGAUCAAGGUGUCCAAGUACAAAUACAGUAAGCCAGGCAGUUUUUCGAUGAGGAUAGGUAGAACGCUUUUGGUAACUUGAACAAGGGCUUUUUUUUUGGAUCUCACAAUGAUCUGGAGCACACUAUAUAGAUCAGGCUGGCCUCAGUCUCACACCUUUAGAUCAUCCACCUUUAGAGUACUGGGAUUUUGCAAGUCAUUCAGAAUGCUUUUAAAACAGUUAGGCAUGCCAGUGGCCCUGCCAGUUAGCUCCCAGCUCUCGUUGGUGAUCUUUAGAGUAAAGAGCUGAGGAAGGGCCGUGGCUGGGACCCAGGGCUUUCCUGGUGUAACUGAGGCUGUAGAUUCCAUCUACAGCAGCACACACACAAGAGACUUAAGGCAGCGGGGUCAGUCCUGAGUCAGAAAUUUCGGGUUGGGGUUCAACAGUCUGCCCAUAGUGAUGCUUGCUGAAGGGUAAGAAUUGAACUUGCUGCUUAGUCAGCCAGCUUCUCAACAAUUGCUGUUGCAGAGUAACGUGGGUGAAAUGAAAUUUAGAGCGUGUCAACAGGAUGCCAGUUGUCACCAAAUUCUGGAUUAUAUUAAGUGCUAUUUUUAAGGAGUCAGAUUGAACUGAAUGUAAAGUGAGAAACUGUUGAAGGCUUUUUGAUUAUCAAGAUGACAUGAUUAAAGAUGUGAUUUAGGAAAAAUGCAUUCAAAUUUAGUGGUACAAGUUACGGUUAUAGGAACAGAAAAAGUAAAUCAAGUGAAUUCUUAGGGCAUUAUUUAAUUUCCUUAGUUGAAUUACAAAAAACAUUUUAUACUUUACUCUUACAUAAGUAAAGAUUUGUACUGUGAAAUGUCUUGCGGGCUAAGGAAGUAGCUCAGGCGAGAGAUGCUUGCCUAGUGCCCAGUAGGCACUGCGAUAGAUUCUCAGCACUACAUGAACCCUGCGUGUGUGGGGGUAGCACAUCUCUGUAAUCCUAGCACUUGGCACUGGAGGUUCAGAAAGUCAAGGUUAUGAUGUAUAUUUAUUAUUAUAUUUUCUUUUAAGGUGAGGCUUCUCUGUGUGGCUUUGGCUGUCCUGGAACUCCCUCUGUAGGUCAGGCCGGCUUUGAAUUUACAGAGAUCCAUCCUCCUCUGCCUCCCGAGUGCUAGGAUUAAAGAUGUGGCCACCAGGGCCCUGUCUAUAUGGCAGUUUAUCUUUGUGAUCUGAGCUAACUUUCAUUUGAAAUGUAAUGAAUCUUCUAAUUUGAGGUAGCAUAUUUUAUAAUAUGAUUUGAAUAAAUAUGUCUGUUUUGAAAUUAUUAAAAGUUAAGAUAUACAAUAUAAUUAAUGUUAUAAUUUCAGCAUGCUACCAUUCAUACUUAAUAAUUGACUUUGUAUAGCAAAACCCAUUUUACAAGUGUUUCUGUGGAAAAUUAGUCCUGUGAAAUGUUUCUAGAAAAUAAUUUAGUUUUAAAGUGUUUAAAGUACAUUUUUUUUGAUGGUUUGGUUCUGUAAUCAGUGUGGAAAUUAAAGUAGAUGCGAAAUUGCC